CAUACCGCAGCGCUCAGUAUGACAGAGCCACAUCUCCCCAAUCUAUCGGCGUGCCGGCCGUGUUGCACCUCGUCCCGCUGCUCCGGUCCUCUGCCCGGCUCCCCGCGCUCUCCCCGGGCCGCAGCGUCGGCGGCGACGAUCGAUCGGCGCCCGACUGGGGACGCGCGUCGUCCGCGACGCAGCCCAGCUGUCGCGGACGACGGUCGGAGCCCGAGGACACGCUGAGACACAGGGUCAACAGAGGUGGUCAGAUGAAACCAGCCUAGUCGCCGCGCGGACCGCACCGCCGUCGCCGCGAUGCGGAGCCACCAGAACGUGCGCACCCUGUCGCUGGUGGUGUUCACCUUCACCUUCCUGCUCAUCGGCGCCGCCGUGUUCGACGCGCUGGAGUCGGAGAGGGACGAGGACAGCCAGAUCAUGCUGGAAGAGAUGGAGCAGGAAAUGAAAAAGAAAUAUUCCAUCACCGAUGAGGAUUACCGCGUUCUGGAGACCACCAUCAUCAAGAUGGAACCGCACAAAGCAGGGCCUCAGUGGAAGUUCAUCGGCGCCUUCUAUUUCGCCACGGUUGUACUGGUCAUGAUUGGGUACGGCCACAGCACGCCGGCCACGGUCGGUGGCAAGGCCUUCGUCAUCCUCUACGCCAUCAUCGGCAUCCCCAUGGGACUCGUCAUGUUCCAGCACAUCGGCGAGCGGCUCAACAAGGGCGCCUCCAUCAUCAUCAAAAAGCUGAAGAUUCUCUUCCGUCGCAAAAAUCCGGAGAUCACCGAGAUAGACCUGAUGGCGGCGACGUUUCUGCUGUCGACCAUCAUCACCACGUCCGGGGCGGCCAUGUUCUCACACUACGAGCGCUGGAGCUACUUCGAGUCGUUCUACUACUGCUUCAUCACGCUGACCACCAUCGGCUUCGGCGACUACGUGGCCCUCCAGAAAGACCACGCGCUCUCGGAGAAGCCGGGCUACGUGGCGAUGGCGCUCAUCUUCAUCCUGUUCGGGCUGGCCGUGCUGGCUGCUAGCAUGAACCUGCUGGUGCUGCGGUUCAUGACCAUGAACACAGAAGACGUGAACCAGGUGGAUAACGACAUGCAGCCGGCUUCCUCCUUCCUCUCGCUGGACGGAGAGUCGCUCAUCAUCAACGGAAACAUGGUCACGCAGAUGUCGCACCAGACUCCGGAGACGAUGAGUUUUGUCUCUCACACGUCUGUGUGCUCGUGCACGUGCUACCCGAGACACUCACCCGGCGCGCGAGACAGGCGCGGCGGCCCGGCCCGCCGGCCGUCCCGCAUCUCCCACCUGUUGGACGCCGUACCCGGGGAGCCCGCCCACGUCACCGAGACCCGAGAGGAUGAGCGGUUCGACUUUGAGACGCCCGAGGACCUGUUCGGCCGCUCCCUCAAACGGGCCUCCGUGUAGCCGACGCCGCCCGAUGGGCUGUUGAGGGAGGGGCGAGGUUCGUUCAGUUGCUGUGUGGAGCGCAGGGUGUGUGUGUGGGGGGGGGGGGCUUUGGGCGCUAUUGAUAGUCGCAAUCAUUCUCAUGGGCUUCGCGUUUUGAAAGGAUGAUCAAUCCGAAUUGGCCGUUGGAAGUCAUAGGCUGAGAGAGGUCAUUUUGAAUGAACUGUACUGUUGGGGUCUGUCAGACCAUUCAAAUGUUUUCGCACAAAACUACUAUCCCUCUGGGUCUUCAUGAGCUUUGCAUGUAUUAAGUAUAUCGCUGUGCUGGACUUUGGCAAUGCGCGGCCCGUUUUUCGUUGCUGCUUCCCUGCAGCUACAAUGUCAGCUGCCAGAUGGUAGCACAUCUGUGACCGUCCAGUUGUAGAUGUCGCACGGCUCGGUACGGAGACUGGCGUAGGCGUCCGGUCACUGCUCUGCCGUGAGUCAGACGUCCUGGGAUUUGUGCGCUAUGGCUUUGCGUACAAAGCCGUCUAUGCAAUGUAUUUCGUUGGUGAAUUGUUUUUAUGUUCUUAAUGUCAUAAAACGCUGCGUUGCACAUUUGUUUCCCAUGCAACGGCAGCGCGGCGCAUAUGGCAUAUGGCAUAUGGCUUUUCUGCUAUUUGGUCAGAUAAUUGCACAUGAGAUAAAGAGAACCGAAUUACUAUUAAUCGAUGUAUACAAUACAUAAUAUUCGUAUA
Amphibalanus amphitrite is the source of this 2126-nucleotide messenger RNA. RefSeq names its product two pore potassium channel protein sup-9-like. Gene Ontology annotation, cellular component: membrane. The transcript has 9 exons. NCBI's taxonomy places the organism in Eukaryota, Metazoa, Arthropoda, Thecostraca, Balanomorpha, Balanidae. Bases 298 to 1410 code for a protein of 370 amino acids. Gene Ontology annotation, molecular function: potassium ion leak channel activity. Gene Ontology annotation, biological process: potassium ion transmembrane transport; stabilization of membrane potential. The record is from RefSeq and is a predicted model, not a curated record.